This is a messenger RNA of Neurospora tetraspora, 360 nucleotides long. RefSeq lists its product as uncharacterized. NCBI's taxonomy places the organism in Eukaryota, Fungi, Ascomycota, Sordariomycetes, Sordariales, Sordariaceae. The transcript has a single exon. The annotation marks the transcript as partial. The record is from RefSeq and is a predicted model, not a curated record.
AUGCGCGUUGUUGAAGCAACGCUGGCAAUGACGUCCCGUCGCCCUCUGAGGCCGGUACAUGCAGUUAGAGCAUGUCCGCAAGCCCAUCAGGCGGUUCCUCUCUAUCGCUGCUCGCUUUCGCGGGCCAGGGCCAUUCUCAAGACAUUCAAUGCACAAUCUGGCGCCAGUCUGCUAGAUUGGACGCGAUUGGCACCUGUCGCAUGGUUUGGUCGGUCUUGGGAGUGCACCGGGGGGGUCGUUCGCAGGCCCGGCGUGAGGAGCUGCGAUCACGGGUUGGGGAGGAGCGGCCAGGACUUGACCGAUGAAGUUGUUUUGAGGGCUGUCCCCUGGAAGUUGGACAGAUACCAUGGGGUUGAGUUG